UUCCGGUUUGGUUUUUCCGACCUUGCCCUAAGAAGCAGCAGGAUCAGAACUGAGCGGUGUUAAGUGAAGUCAUGGGACUGAUUCUUUUUUGCUGGACUGCUUCGCUUUUGUACCAGCAGAUUUGUGCUGCACCAAGAGAUCAUGUCUUUAGACAGAGACCCCUACUGGAAAUAAGUAAAUUCUGGCAUAUCUCAGACCUGCACAUCGAUCCUACCUACCAUAUCACGGAAGAUCACACCAAAGUGUGCUACUCCUCGAAGGGCUUCCCUGCAUCCGACCCAGGAAUCUUUGGAGAUUUCAUGUGUGACUCUCCUUACGAGCUAAUUCUGUCUGCCUUCAGUUAUAUGAAAAGAGUGGACCUCGAGCCUGAAUUUAUUAUCUGGACUGGAGACAGUCCUCCACAUGUGCCAGCAGAGAAGCUGUCCACAGACACUGUGAUUAAUAUGAUCAGCAAUAUGACGCUCACCAUACGGCAGUUCUUCCCUCAGCUGCCAGUGUACCCUGCCCUGGGCAACCACGACUACUGGCCACAGGAUCAACUUCCAGUGAAUGAAAAUGACAUUUACCAGGCUGUAGCCAGAAUUUGGUCUCCAUGGCUACAACCAGAAGCCCUCGUUACUCUACGUAAAGGGGGCUUUUACUCUCAGCUGAUUAAGCCUGGACUCCGGCUGGUGAGCCUGAACACAAACCUUUACUACAGUCCCAACAAAGUAACGGUGAACAUGUCUGACCCAGCUGGUCAGUAUGAGUGGCUGCAAGACACACUGGAGCUUUCCAAACAGAACAUGGAGAAGGUCUAUGUGAUCGCUCAUGUCCCAGUUGGUUACCUGCCAUAUGCUAAAAACACCACAGCCAUGAGGGAGGGUGAUAACGAAAGACUUGUGAACAUAUUCCGCAACUACAGCGACAUUAUUCAGGGACAGUUUUAUGGUCACACUCAUCGAGAUAGCAUGAUGGUUCUUCUGGAUCGUAAAGGGAAGCCUGUUAACUCCAUCUUUGUGACACCGGCUGUGACCCCAUACAGAAGUUUCCUAGAGCAAUAUUCGAAUAACCCUGGUGUCCGCAUGUACCUCUACAAUUCCCAAGACUAUGGCUUACAGGAUCUUUGGCAGUUCUACUUGAACCUCACUGAAGCAAAUCAGGAAGAAAAGCCCAAUUGGAGACUUGAAUACAUCAUGACCAAAGCUUUUGGUAUCACAGACAUUCAGCCAGAAAGCCUGCAUGAACUCGCACUAAAGUUCGAGGCACCAGAAAGCAAAGAAUUCCAGAAGUACUUCACUUACUUCAUGGUCAGUUACAAUGACACUGUAACCUGUACAGAGGAGUGUAAAACCAUUCAGGUCUGUUCUGUGCACUUUUUGGACCACGAGUCCUAUUCAGAGUGUCUACAAAAGGUCACAGGUGGUGACUUUUAAUGGAAAAGCCUUUUUGGAUUUUUUUUUAAUUAACUUGCAAUAAAGGGAAUAAAUCUGAGCCAUUCUGCUGGUAAAGGGAGUGAAUCUUUUAGUUUACAGGUAUUCUGUUCUAUACAACUAUUACUGGCAGCUAAAGACUUAUAUAUCAUAUGAAAUAUGACAGACUGGGUAUGUUCUUUGCGUUUAAUCUAAUUUCAUCUAUCCAAGUUGCCAAAUUGUUCAUUUUAUGGACAUUAUUGAUACAACUGAUUAAUUUAAUAAUAAUAAAAAAAGAUUUAUUGUACAA
Molecule: messenger RNA, 1701 nt
Organism: Ictalurus punctatus (channel catfish)
Lineage: Eukaryota; Metazoa; Chordata; Actinopteri; Siluriformes; Ictaluridae
Gene: smpdl3a
Product: sphingomyelin phosphodiesterase acid like 3A
Exons: 8
Coding region: 72-1415 (447 amino acids)
Biological process (GO): sphingomyelin catabolic process
Molecular function (GO): sphingomyelin phosphodiesterase activity
Source: RefSeq, a predicted model, not a curated record